Molecule: messenger RNA, 2547 nt
Organism: Aethina tumida (small hive beetle)
Lineage: Eukaryota; Metazoa; Arthropoda; Insecta; Coleoptera; Nitidulidae
Product: collagen alpha-2(IV) chain
Exons: 8
Coding region: 89-2542 (817 amino acids)
Cellular component (GO): extracellular region
Molecular function (GO): chitin binding
Source: RefSeq, a predicted model, not a curated record
CUUUUGUUUAAAAAAUAUAAAUUCAUUAUGGUCACCAUUUCAAUAGUAUUAACAUAAAAAUUAAAUUUACAACUUUUGCAGGCACACAAUGAGGAUAAUACACUUAGCGUUUGUUUUUCUUUUAAUACACGGUUACACAUUUGCUCAACAAGGUUACAAAUACCCACCACCAGAUAUACCUUUUCCCGAAGGAGGAACGGCUCCAGGUAGUACUCCAGGUUAUCCUGGAUCAACCCCACAACCUUUUCCAUCAACUACUGGUAGACCAUCAAUACCCGGAAGCUAUCCAGGGCAACAACCUCAAGGACCCACUGGUGGUUAUCCAGGAAGACCGAGCACCCACUUCCCUCCAAGUUCUGUUGGCCCCACUGGCACUCCAGGUGGUUAUCCGGGUUCCACCCCCGGAUACCCAUCAGGGCCUUCAUCGACAGGAUUCCCACAACCAACUACUCCUGGAUAUCCAGCAACCACAGGUGCACCUCAAUACGGUCCUCCAACCACUCCAAGACCGGGAUUUCCGGGGCAGCCAACAGGACCGCAACAAGGUUAUCCCGGACAACCGACUGGACCACAAGGUUAUCCGGGACAACCUACAGGACCCCAACCAAGUUUCCCAGGGCAACCGACAGGACCUCAACAAGGUUACCCAGGACAACCAACUGGACCACAACAGGGGUAUCCUGGGCAACCUACCGGACCUCAGGCUGGUUAUCCGUCUGGAAGGCCACAAGGACCUGGAUUUCCAACACCAGGUGGUGCCCCAUCAACACCAGGCUUUAGUCCAACUUAUCCUGGACAACCUUCAGCACCAGGAUAUCCUGGAGCAGGACCAACGACGCCAGGCUAUCCAGGAGCAAGACCAACCACACCAGGCUACCCAGGAACAGGACCAACCACACCAGGCUAUCCAGGAGCAGGACCAACCACACCAGGCUAUCCAGGAGCAGGACCAACCACACCAGGCUAUCCAGGAGCAGGGCAACCAUCAACACCCGGCUAUCCAGGUCCAGGACAACCAUCUACACCAGGAUAUCCUUCCACUCCAGGGUUUCCGUCAACUCCAGGCUAUCCCGGAGCGGGACAACCUCCUAGACCAGGUUAUCCAGGCACAGGAUUUACUCCAGGUUAUCCAUCGAGUCCUUUGCCAACCUCUCCCGGAUAUCCACAACCACCUACUGGAUAUCCUUCCACUGGACAACAAGUAGGACCAACUGGUCCCACUACAGGAUUUCCCACUGGAGUACCUUCAUAUCCUGGCCAAAGACCAUCAUUACCAGGCCCAGGUGGUUUCCCUGGUCAAGAACCUUCGUACCCAGGACAAGGACCUGAACUUCAAAUCCCCGGACAGCCCGGAAGACCUGGAGUAUCUGGAGGACCUGGUAGACCUCAAGGGCCUGAAGGUGGGGAGGGUGAAGGAGAAGGAGAUUUCUCUGCAAUUCCUGGACAACCGGACAUAGAUUACCCCAUUUAUGCCACAGUGCCAGAAACGUCUUUCAGAUGCGAUCAACAACAAUUCCCUGGUUAUUAUGCAGAUGUAGAAACUAGAUGUCAAAUCUUCCACGUUUGCGCUAAUAACAAAACAUACGAUUUCAUUUGUCCAAAUGGUACCAUUUUUCAUCAGGAAUAUCUCGUAUGCGUUUGGUGGAAUCAAUUUGAUUGUAAUUCCGCUCCGUCACUUUACGGCAUCAACGAGAACAUCUAUGACUACUCAAUAAUCGGCGCACAACAGCCCCAAGGACCAGGACGUUAUCCGAGCCCAGGAACCACACCUGGAGGAUACCCAGGAACAACACCUGGAGGUUUCCCUGGAAGUACACCCGGCGGUUUCCCUGGAAGUCUACCCGGUGGUUUCCCAGGAACUACUCCCGGAGGUUUCCCUGGAACUACACCCGGAGGUCUACCGGGCACUACUCCAGGAGGAUAUCCGGGAUCCACGCCCGGUACCGGAUUCCCAGGCAGGCCGGGUUACCCAGGACCAUCGCAACCUACACCAGGUUAUCCAGGAACACCGGCUCCGGGUUAUCCAGGCGCUGCAACUCCGGGUUAUCCGGGAGCUCCGUCCCCAGGAUAUCCAGGAGCUCCGUCUCCCGGUUACCCAGAAGUAUCGACACCCGGAUAUCCAGGUUCAACACCGGGAGUACCAGGAACGGGUGCACCCGGAGGAUAUCCAGGAACGGGCCCAACGGGAUACCCAAGUAGACCUGGCACAGGUCCUGGUGGAUAUCCUUCAACUACACCUACCCCAGACGGUUACCCAUCGACUACAGCCAUUGGUUACCCAGGAAGACCAGGAUCAGCCCCAGGUGGUUAUCCCACUGUAACUCCACCACCUGGUAGACCUGGUGGAUACCCCGGUCAAGCUGGUUACCCAUCUGUUAGACCCACUCCAGGAUUCCCCAGCACUCCAGGAUAUGAUGGAACUAGUGGUACUCCUGGUGUAACUCCGGGUUACCCAAGCACAGGCUAUCCAAGUCCAGGUCCAACAGGUGGACCUGGAUCUACUUUGCCAUCAAGAGAAUACUUGCCUCCAGUCGGAAAGUGAAGAAA